GCGGACACCAUUUUAUCAGAAAGUUGUUUGUUAGAAUAAGACUUCACUUUGACAUUGAUAACUGACCGUUUAGUACAUUACAGAUUGUAUUAGUUAUACAUCGGGAAAGAAAUACCAUCGAAAUACAAGUAAAAUACAUAUAAUACGCAAAGAAUAACUAUCAAAUUUUAGGCAAGGGUGUGGUCACAUGACUUCCACUAGCCAAUGAGAUCGCGUUUCUUUCAUUUCUCCUAUAAAGCCGAGAUCUCGUACAUGAAGGUAGCCAUUGCUAUCUACGCUAGUGGUUAGUCGAGCUCUUAUUACAAUCCAUUCUGAACAUGUUAAUGAAGUGUCAUCGAAAGUUGUCGGAAUGUAUGUGAAAAAAUUCGGAUGUAAAUCUCAAGAUUACAUUUGACUUUAAGUAUAGGUUAUCAACAUCCUAAUGCCUUUUGAAGCAUGGGUGCCAUUCAGGAUGAAAAUGAAAACAAAAACCAAAAUGACAGCAAUAACGUAGUGGCUAAGUACGUAGAACCAGUUCUGGAGCCUGUGAAUGGCGUUGUUCAACCUCCCUACAUCCCACCGCCAGGAAAACCCCACAGAAAUACGAACCAACUUCAUUUCUUGUUGAAAAAUGUAAUGAAAGCUGUAUGGAAACAUCAGUUUGCAUGGCCAUUUUAUCAGCCGGUGGAUGCUGUGAAGUUAAACAUACCCGACUAUCAUAAAAUCAUCAAGGUUCCAAUGGAUUUAGGUACAAUUAAAAAGCGCUUGGAAAAUUAUUACUAUUAUUCUUCAAGUGAAUGUAUACAAGACUGCAAUACAAUGUUCAUGAAUUGCUACAUAUAUAACAAGCCUGGAGAGGAUGUUGUUUUGAUGGCUCAGACCUUGGAAAAGCUUUUCCUUACAAAAAUAGCUGGAAUGCCUAAAGAGGAAAUAGAAUUGCCUAUACCUUCGCCGAAGACUCCUGGUGCCAAAGGCAAAGGUAAAAAGGGCAAGAGUCGUGUUAAUUCAGUGGAUUCGUCUUCUGGUAAGGAAUCUACCAAUAACUCAGCAGCGGCCGUCCAGUCAUCUCAAAAAUCCCCUGUUUCUACAUCCAGUAGUGCAAUGUCUCCAACCACUGUUCCAGGAAGUACCAAUUCUACUACAACAGUAUCUGCCUCAGCUGUCAGCUCAACUGGCAUCAGUCAAAACCUCAGAUCAAACAGUUACUCAGGAGGACCUUCUACAUCUCCUAAAAAACCUACCAAUUCCAUAGAUAAAACUCCUCCUAAUUCCAAAAUGAACUCAGUGCAUACAAAUGAUACUCAUCCUGUACAAUUACCAAGUCUUUCUCCUCCACCUGGAAUAUCAAAUCAAAAAGGAACUCCAAAAGCUAAAAGAGGAGUCAAAAGAAAAGCUGAUACAACAACUCCUAUGUCAAAUUCAAAACCAGAAGCAGAGAUGUCUCCUCCUCAAGAUCCGAAAGUGGCCAAAGUAACUACACGUCGUGAAAGUGGGCGGCCAAUUAAAAAGCCAUCUAAAGAUCUGCCUGAACUGCCUCAGUCAAGUGCAAAACCAAAAAAAGGGCGUUUAACAGAACAGCUGAAGUAUUGUGGCACAGUAUUAAAAGAGCUUUUUGCCAAGAAACAUGCUGGCUAUGCUUGGCCAUUUUACAAGCCUGUUGAUGCUAAGAUGCUUCAUCUUCCUGAUUAUCAUCAAGUUAUCAAGCAUCCAAUGGAUUUAGGAACUAUAAAGAGGAAAUUAGACAAUCAUGAAUACAAAAAUCCAGAUGAGUUUGCAAGCGAUGUGAGGCUAAUAUUCACAAAUUGUUACAAAUACAACCCUCCAGAUCAUGAAGUUGUUGCAAUGGCAAGGAAGUUACAGGAUGUCUUUGAAAUGAAAUAUGCUAAAAUGCCAGAUGAACCCCCUGUUAGUGAUGUCAAUAUGAAUUCUGAGAAAACAGAAGAUUCAGCACAAAGUAUGUCCAGUGACUUGUCAUCUGAUUCCUCAUCAGGUAGUGGUUCUGAAGACAGUGAAGAAGAGAGAGAAAAGAGAUUAAAAGCUCUUCAAGAACAGUUGAAAAAGGUGACAGAACAGAUAAGUGUGUUAGCUGCUGAAACAAGGAAGAAAGAUAAAAAGAAGAAGAAGCGAAAAAGAAAAGAAAGAGAUGAGAGCAAAGAAAUCAAGGUUGAUGAUCUACCUCCAAUUGAACCACCAAUGACUGCAGCACCUCCAGCUGCUCAGCCAAAACCAACCAAAGCAACAAAAAAGACUAGUGCUGGUAAAGUUCCCAAUGCAAAUAACAAAACUCCAAAUCAAAAUAAAAGACAAAGGCCAAAUAAUAAGUCCUCUAAAAGGAACAAGCCAUUGCCUUCAUUUGACAGUGAAGAUGAAGAUAAUGCCAAGCCUAUGUCCUAUGAUGAGAAAAGGCAACUUAGCUUGGAUAUUAAUAAAUUACCAGGUGACAAACUUGGAAGAGUUGUUCAUAUCAUUCAGUCAAGAGAGCCAUCCUUAAGAGAUUCUAAUCCAGAUGAAAUAGAAAUUGAUUUUGAAACGCUGAAACCUUCGACUCUCCGUGAACUUGAGUCAUACGUGGCUUCUUGUUUGCGUAAAAAACCAAGAAAACCUUACACAAAAAGUAAAGCUGCUGGAAAAUCGAAAGAAGAACACAUGAGGGAGAAAAAGCAAGAGCUUGAAAAACGUCUACAAGAUGUUAGUGGUCAACUGGGCCAGCCUCCGAAAAAAUCUAUUAAAAAGGAAACAGAGCACACCAAUACUGAAGUUGCUGGUGGUCCAAGCCGACUUAGUGCAAGCAGUAGCAGUUCUAGUGAGAGUGAUAGCAGCUCAAGUAGCUCUUCUAGUAGCACAUCAGACACCAGUGAUUCUGAAUAAACUUGAGUUGACUACUUAUUUCAUAUACCAUAUCUGGCCUUAGAAUUAUGAUACCCACACUGUUAAGACAGAAGUUAUCAGUGUAUGAUGCCAGAACAAGCAUUGCCAGAAUGUUUUCAAACUAUAAGUGCUUGUUACUUGUGUUCUUAUGCUGUAUGAAGGGAGAAAAAAAAAAUACAGCUUGCAUCACCAUGGUUAAAAAAAAUUAUUUGAUGGACUUUCGAAAGCAAAAGUGCAAGUUUUAAUGUUUUGGUGCUUUGAGUUUUGUAACAUUUAGCACACUGUGACUGUUACUUGACUUGGUCAGUUUAACUUAUUCCACCAUCUACAAGAGCCAAGGAUGUGUGUGUUGUGUUUAUUCAUUUGUAAAUAAAACAGAAUCAUAAAUUCAUCUCAAAAUUGAAAAAAAUGCAACCAGUUAUUUCCAGCCUUGGCUACUGAUUAACAUUGUAAAUUUAUCAUUCUUAUUCAGUGUACAUUUCAUUUCCCUAACUGUAAAAAGAAAAAUCAUGGAACUCUAUACAAACUUGAAUGUUUUUCACUUUUUUGUCAAUCUGAUUUGUCUGUGUAGUUGGAAUAACUUUUAUCACUUUGAACUGUAAAGCAAUGCAUGACACAUAUGGCUUGAUAUAGCUUUGGGAUUUUUUUUUAUUAAUACAGUUUGACCUUUACUUUUAAUCAAACAUUUGUAUUAAAAUAAAAAUGUACUAUUCUCUCCUGCACAUAAGGAAAGAUCCCAUGUACAUUAGCUAAUUUGAUACUUAUAUUCUGUUUUAAAGAAGGGUAAAUAAGCUUCUUCAAGUUAAAAAUUGAAGAAUAUUAACAUACAUAUAUAAAAUGCUUUUAGAGUUAAAGAAACUCUUCAAAAUUGCUGAUGCAGUUAGAUUUUUGUCAUGAUGAAAUUUGAUGUCUGCAAAAAAAUAUUUCUUGUUAAUAUAUAGAAUCUAAAUUUAAUUUAGAUCUGUUUUGUAUUUUUUUUUUUUUUUUUGUAGCUUUAAAUAUAGUUUAUUCAUUUUUUUUAAUCAAUAUGUACAGAAAUACGUGUGGUUAAUGGUUUAAUAUUAAAAACAGCUACUAUUUGUGUCAUUGUAUCAUUGUAAAACAUGGAUUUGCAUAUUUUAAAACUGUGUUACAUAUUUCAAAUUGUACAGCCAUUAACUUCUGAUGCUAAUUCCAUAAACUGUUAAAUAUCAUUUGGAGAAAAAUAAAGUCCUUAUAAAAAAUGUUGUGAUUAAUCUGGAAAUUUACUAAGAACACAAAAAAUGAAUAUUUCUGAAAAAUUGAAGUGUUAUAAAUUUUUUAAGGAUAUGAAGUUUUAAAAUUGUAUUUAUAAAGAGUACUUUUUGAUUAUACAGGUUCUUUCGAAAUAAUCUGUACAACUUUGCUGUUUUCCUUUCUAAUUAAAGAAAUAUUGAAAGUGAAAGAAGGGGAAUAUUAAGUUUUAAUUUCAUUUUUUUUGUGUGUGUGUAUGUGACUAAGAAAUGCAUUAGUGAUAUUACUAAAUAAAUAGCUUUUAAUUAUACUAAUCUACUUUAUUAGGAAAGCUAAUUCCAUUUAGCUAUUCCUGACAUUCAAAAAGGCUUCCCUUUUAUUUAUUAGAAAGUAUUGCAACUGCUCUUUCAUUUAAUGAAAUAUAAUAAAAUGCAGGAUUUUAAAUUAACAACAACAAAAAAUGUGAGAGGAACUGUAUGCUAAAGGAACCUGCUACUCUUAAAAAAAAAAGACAUUUCUGUUAAGAUUUUUUUAAAAAAUUUAAAUGAAUUAACAAACAUUUCUAAACUUUUUAACAAAUAUAACUUAACUAUGAGUGUGCUGCAUCACUUGCUUUUUUGUCUUGUACAUUUGACAACAAUGACUGUAUUAUAAGUGGAUAAAUUUUUUUUAAAGAAACUGAAAAAGUUGAGUUUAUAAUGAAUAAUUGUUAGCUUUUAUCAAUGAUAGGGAAUUCUCAAACUUAAAACUAUCCAACACUAAUUAUAUCAUAUAGGAUUGUUUUGUUUGUUUUAAAAUUUAUUAAUAUAUUUUCCCCACAUUUUACAAGAAAUAUACUUAGCUGUCUUUCAUUAAAAUUCAAAUCAUUUGUCACUUUUUCUGUGUGGUUAUUUUAAGCUAUAUGUAAUAUUUAUUACUGUUUGGUUAUUAAAUAGAAAAUUGUAAGUAUUUCAAUCAAGAUAAUUUUCUGUGCUAAUUUUCAGUUCGCCUGUUUUUAUAAUUAAAUUGGAAACGUAUUUCAUUUUAAUAAUAUGGCUUUAUGCUUAUUUUGAUUCUGAAAAUUCAUCCCUAUAAAAAUAUAAAUUAUAUGGAAAUUUCAAUAAUUUUGACAU
Molecule: messenger RNA, 5171 nt
Organism: Argiope bruennichi
Lineage: Eukaryota; Metazoa; Arthropoda; Arachnida; Araneae; Araneidae
Product: bromodomain-containing protein 3-like
Exons: 16
Coding region: 436-2847 (803 amino acids)
Biological process (GO): chromatin remodeling; regulation of DNA-templated transcription
Cellular component (GO): chromatin; nucleus
Source: RefSeq, a predicted model, not a curated record